GAUAGACGCGCUUUCUUUGAAUUGACAGUUUGUAGAUCGUUUGGUAGUGGAAUAAGUCGUACAGAUUUCGUCUUUUUUUCGGGAAAAAUGGAACAAACUGGCCAGAAACUAUCAUAGAAACAUUUGCACAUUGAUUAAUGCUUCGAUAUCUCAACAAGAGAGUGUCAUGCUCGAGUCGUAGACCGAAGAGUGGUCUUCAAAGCUCGAUCAAGUGGAAAACGGAUAGUAAUUUGAAAAGUCGAUUUCGGAUCAAUUUUGUCUGAUUUGCAGGAAGCUCAGACAAUCCGCUGGUGUCGAUUGACUAGAAUGGAUCUUAAUCCAGAGGCCACAAUGAAUGAAAAUUAGAAAAAGACGAAAUCUUCAGAAAUCGCGAAGCCUUGUUGACAUGGAGACGUUCACAGACAUAUUCUCUGAAAGCUUGAUCAGAAAAGGUUCUCUGACGUCAUGUGAGGAAGAACUGCGAGAGUUAAUGCGGCAAAUUGAUCUAAUGGUAUCUGCCAAGAAAGCAGAAUGGGAAACUCAUGUGCAUGCUGUUCAAAUACAACUGGACAAGAAAACCAAAGAGGUGGAAUUUGUUAAAGUCCAAUUGGAGCAGAAGUGUCAGGAGAUUGGUGGGCUUCAACAGAAAGUGGAUGAAAUGGACAUAACUCAAAGAGAUCUGGUGGCUGAGUAUGAAGAACAUGUUAUGCAUCUCAAGCAAGAGGUUGACAAUCUGAAAUAUGAACACGAAAAACUUCAAAAGAAGAGCAACAAACAAACUUUGCAUGUUGAAAAGGAGAGAGACCAGCUUUUAGCUGAUCUGAAGUCCAGAGAUUCUGAAAUGGAUAAACUGGAGGAAAGAUUAGAGGAAUACAGAGCCGAGAUGCAUGAGUUGGAAGGUGGAAAGAAAGCAAGAGAUGAUCGCAUCCGAGGGCUGGAGAGUCAGAAGAAAGCUUUGAUCGAGAAGAGUGAUUUGAUGCAGCAACAGUUACUAGGAUACCAAGCACAGCUGAACAAGAGAAGACAGAUGAUGGAAGACCUUGAGCGUGACCAUCAACAAGAGAUGGCUGCGCUGCAUUCCCAGCUUGGACGUGCUAAAGGUGAAUGUGACGAUUCUGAGGAUACUGUUCAGCAGUUGAAGAGUUCAUUGGAGGAAGCUCUUGCAUCCAAUAGAGAGCAAGCCUCUGAUAUUGCCAAGGUGCAAGACGAACUCAGGAAGACACGAUCAUCUCUUCAGCGUCUUGAGGAAGAAAAUGCCCAUCUACGGUUAGAACUACAAUCAAGAGAUGAUCUCAUAAGAGCAGCAGAGGACGACCAAAGGCAGCACUCAGAGGACAUGUCUAAAAUGGAAGAGAGUUUGAUAAUGAAAGAUGAGAUCAUCAGACAACUUGAAGAGGUGGGCAAGCGAACAGAAAAUAUUGAGGUGAGGAGACUGAAGGAAGAUCUCAGAACAAGCAGGAUGGAAAUACAGUCGCAUCUUGACGCCGGUCAAUAUCAGAAGGAUGAGCUGAGUCACCUUAAUCAAAAACUGGAAGAUAGCAAGAAUGAAAUUUCAAAGCUACAAGCUGAACUCUGCAGGAAGCAAGAAGAGGUGAAAUUCAUUCAGGACAAUGACGUAAAACAGCUCCUUUUGGAAAAUUCAAAGCUGAAAGAGAGAAUUUCAUCAGGAGACGACGGUCAUCAGGCUGAAGUGGAGGGAAUGAAGGAACAGAUUGCCAACAUGACUGCUGAACUCCAUAAAAGGGACUCUGCAAUGGCAUCCAUUACGGAACGGGCUCAACGAAUGGAAAAAGAUCUUCGAGAAACCGCAGCUAAACACGACAGAGCAGCUGCUGAACUACAGGUUACGAACGCGCAGCUAGAAGCUUUGCGAAUUGAAAACAGACAUUUGCGCGACACUGCACUUAAUGAUCAGUUAACGGAUUUGUCUGACCUUUACAGUGGCAAUCUGCAGCUCAUUGGCCAACUUGAGGACGAUAACAGAAACUUACGUACAGAGGUAGCCACGCUCCGCGAAGAGCUAACAACUUUGGAGGCUAAAUAUCAAGACAAGUAUCGGAACGCUUUGAAAAAGAAUCAAGAUGUACUGGCGGACAUCAAGGAUAACGAGUUCAGACGCCAUAGCGAGCUGCGGUCAGAGUCUGAGCGUAAAGUGGCAUCUUUAGAGGGUCGCCUUGAAGCUACGAUAAGAAAAUAUGAAACGCAACUACACAGUUUGCAAAUGGAAAACGAACGACUGAAAAGUGAGGCAUCGGAGCAUCGAGACAGUGGUGUACCACAUCCUUUAAUGUCCUCAACCAGCAAGGUCCUCCCUGAAUAUGUCCCUAGAAGGCCCGUUGAUUUAAGUCACACUAGCACCACAAGCGGUUACACAGACACCGAAGCGUUGACGUACGCUGACCUGACUGCAGGCCCAGGUCCUUCAGAUACCGAGCGUGCGGCCACCCCGGUUGGUGCCAGGCGAUCCUCUAUUACAUCGGAUUUCUUGGCGGAGGAAAAUCGGCGGGAAAAAGAACUGGAACGAAUUCUGGACAGACGAAUAGCGGACUUGAAAACAAACACAGAAUAUAUUCUACAGAAAUACACGUGACAGUGGAAGGCAUCGAGUCAUCAGGUAGCUGUACUAGACUUCAAGAACGAAAAAGGGAAAAUUCUUGCGAUGAAUUUUUAGAAAUGAUAUGAGUAUCAAACGUUUUGAGUUUUGCAUGAAAAGGGAGGUACACGGAUUGAAUGGAGAAAAAGGAAAAAAUCAGCGUUGUCUGGAUGUGUCUCAUGCACCGCUUUGGAGAUUCAAAAACGCUCACUUUCGAAAUGAAGUUGUGUGCAAAUUGUUUUCUUUUUCUUUUUCCUUCGUAAUAACCUCAUCCAUCGCAAGAUUAUCCCUCAGCAUUUCAUAAGGCUUCCCCAACAGUUAGCCAGUACCCAUUUAUACUCCUGGGUGGAGAGAGGCACUUUAAUAGGAAAGUGUUGUGCCCAAGAACACAACACGGUGAACCGGCCAGGUCUCGAACCCAGACCUCUCGACCCGGAGUCCACUGCGUCUCCUAGUGAAAUUGUUUAGCCUGCAGUUAUGGUUUCUCGUUCGUUUACUUAACCUGUUCUGCAGUUUACAUGAUGGCCUUCUCUAAAAUUCCAAGCCAGAUUUUCUAGGAAGAUAGCCGAGCACUCUGCUCUUUCCAAAAUGGGUUUUUUUCCGACAAAUGAAAAAUUGCGUGUAACAUAUUUGGUCCAGUCCUAAGAGAACCCCAAUAAUCUGAUCAGGUUUCUUCCAUUGAAGUUUUACACAAUUUCACCAAUGCCAGUCCAGAAAAUCUUGGCCUAUGUUGAGAUAAUUCGCAUCAGCUGAUAGUUUUUCAAUUCCCAUAACCUGUUUGCUUGUUUAAAUGUAUACAUAUUGCAAGGAGAAGAUACAUGUUCAUCUCUUUAGGGAGGCAAAGGGAUAGAGAUAUGUUUGGAAUGGCUCAGACGGGGAUGCAAAAAUACUCAUAUCAACGAGAGUUCAUUUUUCGCCACUGCAUUCAACUUCUUUAAUGAUUUCUCUUUGCGGAAGUGUUUGUCAUAUACAUACAUAGCAUGAAAAAAUUAAUAUAUUUCUAGGUUUAAAGAUAUUUGUUAAGUUAUUUUUUUCAUCAUUUGUGCAGUUUCUAGGCAUUUUUAGUCAAGUUCUAGGUUUCUCUUUAUUUAUUUAUCUAUUCAUCCCCCAGUUUAGCUUAUUGUGACCGCUGUUUCCGAGUAGUCCCUGCUUUGCGGUGCGAAAAGUCAUGCGCCUCACUCACAGAGUUCCGCAGGACGCGCUGAGGCCAUUUUUUCCACUUUUUUUUCUGACUCGCUUGACGGACUUUGCCGGAAAGAAGGGACGGCUCGUAGUCUACUAGCUUUCUACUUGUAGCUUCUAAUGCUCUAUCUCGUAUCCAUUUUCUGGCAACAAAUCGUAGUGUUUACGUAUUGGUGAUUAAUUUAUUCUUGACUGAAAAGUUUGUUUUAAUUCUGACUAUGGUACGCCAUACGUCAUUAAAUAACUGCGGUUUUUUAGUCAGCAGCAUUAAAAUUUCCGAAUGUUUGAAAAUGAUCUCAUCGAGGUCUCAUCAUGACGGAACGGAAUAUGAGGUGGAAUUAAAACCUUUAACUCCCAAGAUCUGAUUGUUGAUUCUCCCCUCUAUCUGUUACAGAUUUCCUUAAAAUUUAGUAACGGGAAUUUGGUGCUAGAUCAAGAUAACAAAUUUUAGCUGAUAAAUAUGGGUAUUCUCAUUAUCUGUUUGCAGGAUUAUGUAAGAAUAUUAAUGGGAGAAGUUUGCAUGUCAAUCGCUUCUGGGAGUUGAAGGGUUAAUAACAACACGAAAACUUUAAGUAUCUGGGCAUUCUUAAAUGAGAAUAAACGAAUAGAGAUAUUGCUGUGGUCUACUUAUUGUUUUAGUUGUAGGAUUACUAAGUCCAACCCAACUGUGAUGAUGACUUUCCCCUACGUUGCUCAAACGUCAGUCACCACCACCGACGAUAGUCCCUGUAAGGACUACCCUCAUCCGGAUGAUCAGAUUACACGAUCAAAUGUACCCCCUCCCCGGUUGAA
This is a messenger RNA of Pocillopora verrucosa, 4546 nucleotides long. RefSeq names its product centrosomal protein of 63 kDa. Gene Ontology annotation, cellular component: centriole. The record is from RefSeq and is a predicted model, not a curated record. NCBI's taxonomy places the organism in Eukaryota, Metazoa, Cnidaria, Anthozoa, Scleractinia, Pocilloporidae. Gene Ontology annotation, biological process: centriole replication; de novo centriole assembly involved in multi-ciliated epithelial cell differentiation.